AUGGCCCAACAAGACACUCUUUUCCGCUCGGCGAGCAUGUCCCUGACCCAGCUCUACAUCUCCAAUGAAAUUGGUCGCGAAGUCGUCUCUGCUCUAGGAGAAAUCGGUCUCGUCCAAUUUCGAGAUCUCAAUUCCGAAACCUCUGCCUUCCAAAGGACCUUCACCAAGGAGAUUCGUCGCCUUGAUAAUGUCGAACGUCAAUUGAAAUACUUUAAAGCGCAGAUGGAGAAAUCUGGCAUUGGCAUGAGGAGCCACUGGGACUUUGACGAGAAUAUGCUGGCCGCGCCACAAGCGAGUGAAAUCGACGAGCUUGCUGAGCGAGCGGAGUCUUUGGAACACCGUGUUAGCAAUCUCAAUGAAAGCUACGAGACUUUGAAGAAGCGAGAAGUCGAAUUGACUGAGUGGCGAUGGGUGUUGAAAGAGGCGGGUGGUUUCUUCGAUCGUGCACAUGGACAGACCGAUGAUAUCCGCAAUAGUAUUGACGACGAUGAUGCUCCUUUACUGCGAAACACUGAGGCUGAGGAAGGCAGAGCUAAUGGCGAUGCCAAUGGUCAGCAGCAGAGCUUCGCGGUCAUGAACAUUGGUUUUGUCUCUGGAGUUAUCCCACGCGAACGUCUAGCAGCUUUUGAGCGAAUCUUGUGGCGAACCCUUCGAGGCAACCUGUACAUGAACCAGUCCGAGAUCCCUGAGCCAAUCAUCAACCCUGACACGAACGAGGAAACUCGCAAGAAUGUCUUCGUUAUCUUCGCUCAUGGUAAAGAAAUUAUCGCCAAGAUCAGGAAGAUCUCAGAGUCUUUGGGUGCAGACCUCUAUAAUGUUGAUGAGAACAGUGACCUUCGUCGAGACCAGAUCCACGAAGUCAACACCCGUCUCUCCGACCUUGCCAGCGUCCUCAGAAACACCAAGAAUACUCUUGAUGCUGAGCUGACUGCAAUUGCACGAUCUCUUGCUGCGUGGUUGAUUGUCAUCAAGAAAGAGAAGGCCGUUUACAAUGCUUUGAACUUCUUUUCUUACGACCAAGCUCGAAAGACAUUGAUUGCUGAGGCCUGGGUGCCCACCAGCUCCUUACCUCAGAUUAGGGCCACUUUGCAAGAUGUCAAUGAUCGUGCUGGCUUGUCAGUUCCCACUAUUGUCAAUCAAAUCAAGACCAACAAGACACCUCCCACCUAUAACAAAACCAACAAGUUCACCGAAGGUUUCCAAACCAUCAUCAAUGCUUACGGUACCGCCAAAUAUCAAGAAGUUAAUCCCGGAUUAUAUACCAUCAUCACUUUCCCCUUCCUGUUCGCUGUCAUGUUCGGUGACUUCGGCCAUGGGACAUUGAUGAUGAUGGCUGCCUCCGCAAUGAUCUACUGGGAAAAGCCACUCCUGCGAUCCAAGCAAGACGAACUCUUCGCCAUGGCUUUCUAUGGUCGUUAUAUCAUGUUGAUGAUGGGCAUUUUUUCCAUGUACACUGGUUUGGUCUACAACGAUGUUUUCUCCAAAGGUUUCACCCCUUUUCCUUCCGCAUGGGAGUUCCCAGAAGACGGACGACCUGAAGUUACAGCACAUCUCAAGGGAAGUUAUCGAUACCCAUUCGGACUGGACUGGGCUUGGCAUGGGUCUGAGAACGAUUUGCUGUUCAGCAAUAGUUUGAAGAUGAAGCUUUCCAUCCUGAUGGGUUGGGCGCACAUGACCUAUGCCUUGACUUUCUCGUACAUCAACGCAAGACACUUCAAGUCACCUAUCGAUGUUUGGGGUAACUUUGUGCCCGGCAUGAUCUUCUUCCAGAGCAUUUUCGGCUACCUCAGCUUCUGUAUCCUCUACAAGUGGUCCAUCGACUGGCCAGCUGAGGGCAGAAACCCACCCUCUCUCCUCAACAUGUUGAUCCAGAUGUUCUUGUCUCCAGGGAAUGUGGAGCCUUCUGAGGAACUAUACAGUGGGCAGGCUGGUGUACAAGUUUUCCUGGUCCUGAUUGCCAUCAUCAAUGUGCCAAUCUUGCUGCUGUUGAAGCCUUUGUAUCUAAGAUGGCAACAUAGCAAGACUACUGCCCAAGGUCAUCGUGGUAUAGGAGAUACGAGCCGAGUCACCCAUGCCCUUGAUGAUGACGACGAGAACGAUGAGCACCAUAUGAACGGUCGAACAAGCCAGGAUGACGAUGAAGGUGCUAUGAUUACUGAGAACAUCGACGAGGAACACGAGGAGUUUGAGUUCUCUGAAGUCAUGAUUCACCAAACCAUUCACACCAUUGAAUUCUGCCUUAACUGUGUCUCACACACGGCAUCAUAUCUCCGACUGUGGGCGCUGUCUCUGGCACAUCAACAGCUUUCCGUCGUGCUCUGGUCCAUGACGCUCGGAAAUGCAUUCGGCUCAACUGGUGCGACGCAAGUAGUCAUGCUUGUUGUGACGUUCUUCUUCUGGUUCGUCCUCACCAUCGCCGUUCUUUGUGUCAUGGAAGGUACCAGUGCCAUGUUGCAUUCGCUACGUCUUCACUGGGUCGAGGCCAUGAGUAAACAUUUCAUUGGCGAAGGUGUGCCUUUCGAGCCGUUUAGUUUCCAGCUGUUGCUUGAGGAAGAACCCGUGGAUUAA
Molecule: messenger RNA, 2568 nt
Organism: Exophiala bonariae
Lineage: Eukaryota; Fungi; Ascomycota; Eurotiomycetes; Chaetothyriales; Herpotrichiellaceae
Gene: VPH1
Product: H(+)-transporting V0 sector ATPase subunit a
Exons: 2
Coding region: 1-2568 (855 amino acids)
Biological process (GO): proton transmembrane transport; vacuolar acidification
Cellular component (GO): vacuolar proton-transporting V-type ATPase, V0 domain; vacuolar proton-transporting V-type ATPase complex; fungal-type vacuole membrane
Molecular function (GO): ATPase binding; proton-transporting ATPase activity, rotational mechanism
Source: RefSeq, a predicted model, not a curated record